UCAAUUAUCGCCAUUUAAUAAUUAAUAUAAUGUAAAUAAAUCAAUAAAAUUGAAAAAUAAGUUGAAAAUUCUGCCUCUUCUCGCUGUUCUCAUCGUUUGAACAUUUCGCCUUACCUCACUUCAUUGACGAUUGCAAGUUUCAAUUUUUUCUUCUUUAUUCAUACGCUACGUACAAUAUUCAGGCGAGCCUCCCAUUCCAUUCUUCGCUGUUCCGCUGUUCCGCUGUUCCAAUCUGUAGUCUCCUUUUCCUGACCCAAAUAUCUGUAUACGCCGUAGUAGUAUGCAGUUGCUACAAACUGCUAUAUCUUUGGCAGUAGACGAUGGCUUUGUAUUGGAGCCAACAGACUAUACACCCGAAUACCAGAAUGGUAUGCCGAAAAGAGUUGGUUUACGGAAACGGAAACGCCGUCCCCAAACGGGAACAUCUGCAGUAAGAUCAACGGCAUUGGCUAAUAACCAAUAUUGGCGUGGCCAUAUAGACGAUGAUGAUUUGCGUGAACCAAAUAAUAAUGUUAAAGAUGGAGAACAACAAUCGAAAGAGUACAGGCGGCCGGAAAAAAAUUCAGAAACAGAAAAUGUUAAGCUCUUAGACGCUUUUAAAAGGGAGCAAAAACCUAACGAUAGCAAUGAAAAAUUGCGUGAAAAUCAGCAGAAUUUGGCCAGCACUGCGUCACCAGUGAAUUUAAAAAAUUUAUUAAAAAAUACCGGAGGCUUAAGUCUUAGCGAGAUAUUACAACAACAAAAUCUAUCGUUAGAUGAUCUGCUUAAAGGCAAACAAAACGCCAUAUUGGCAUUGCAGACGACUAGUUUGCCGCAAAUUAAACAAAAGCCGAAUAUCAAUCAAAUAUUAACAAAACCGAAGAUUGUAGCAGAGAAUCGUGAGGACGCUGAACAGAAAACGAAAGUAUUGGCUAUGCAACGUCUGAAAUUAUUUGGCACUGCUUCCAGACCAUUAAACGAUAUAAAUGCUCGGAAAAAAGAAUAUUUAAAUGCGAUCGGAACCACGGUAAUGAUGACAGCCAGUAACGGUUCCGACUUAACAAAGCCAACAACCGUCAUAAGCAGUACUACCCGCGUGCCAAUUUAUAAAAAAAUUUUACAUCAGCGAUCAACUUUAAAGCCCACCUUUUUGCUAACCAAUGCGACACUUGCUCCAGUUAACACUUUUACGGAUUAUGUGGAUCGCAAGCCAGAGAAAAAUUUAACCAACGAGAGCGAAGAAGAAAUGGACUUUAUCGUUGAAGAUGAACAGGAAGACGAAAUUGAGACAGGAGCACACGACGAAAAUUUGGACACAGAAAACAUCUCUUUAGUGGAGGACUUAAAAGAUAUCAGCAAACAAAAUGUGGACAUGACGACGACAAGUAGCAGCAAUGCUGCUAUUACUGUGAAACCGAUUCAAAAUAAAUUAACAAUCAACUCAAGACGUUCUGGUUAUACAACAACCGGGCAAUUAACAAGAACUACAAGGCGGCUUAAUUAUGCAUCAUCGAGCAAUUCGCCAACAACUACAAGCACUAAAAUGACACCUACAACAUCGCCUAUCACCAGCACCGCAACUAAUAUUAUGCUAACAACGACAACAACCGCCAGCAGCAGCACCAUGAAUUUAACACCCAAAGCCCACACGAUGUUCAAUAGCGAGCAGCUGAAAGAACGCAUUCAAGAGAGUCUUCUUAAGAAUCUCAUCGAUAAAAAUGAUAAACAAACAGAUCAGCAUCGCGCUACAUAUAACAAUAACGGCGAUGACGAUUUGGAGAACUUCUUCGAUGAAGCGGUCAAAAUAAAGGCUCGAAAGCCCGUAGAGACUUCUACCUUGAUCACUAAAAUGAGACAAUACUCAACAAGUACCGCUUCGUCUAAUAGUAAAAAAUCUCAGUAUAACGAAUUUCUUCCCGAUUAUGAUAAUGUAGAUGAUCGUACCGAUCUGUUGGAAUUGAUAGAAGAUCGUCGUUCAGGUAAUCGUUUGUUCAAGGUGCUUGAGCAACGUAAUAUGACUUUAGAAGAAUUGAUCGAGCAUCGGAAACGGGGCUCUAGUCAAUUGCACUUGGCUACCAUAGUGGAAAAUCCAGCCGGCUUGUUUCCAGAUAAACGUGUCGUCCUACAAGACAAUAUGGAUAUUGUAACGGCUUUCGAAAACUUUCCCCAUUUCAAUUUAUUGAAUCUGAAGAGCGUUAAACCGGAUGAUAUAAAAACCGAUUCUCAAGGAUCAAGUUACUUCACCUCGAUCAUUGACAUUGAACCAACGGAUGAAAUUUAUAAAAGCGGUGGAGAAGGAGCAAAAACUGAGACAAGAGUUUCCCACAUCAAUAUUCUUAAUAAAAAUAGCAAAUCUCUUAGUUUCUUUCCCGCUUGGAAAACAUUGGCCCUAGCUUCGUUGGCCACAAGGAUUACAAAUAAUGCACAAGCGAUUACCCCCAGCCUAAGCAAUACGUUCUAUUUACCGCAAUCUAAAUUGCUUUUUGAAAACCAUUCUACCGCUGACGAAGAGGAUAUGGAAUUAAAUGAAAAUAAAUUAUUUAUGUUAAGCAAUGAUACUAUGGACGCUGAUGAUUCUAACGAGGUGGCCUAUAAUAGUGGAGCGAUAAAGCCCAUGCAAGCAGCUAUCCGUUUAAAUGACAACACGAUACAGACCAUGGAGAACGAAGUGUUGCGAGCGCAUGAUUUAGUAGACUUAGAAUUAUCUGGACACGGAUUUAAGCGUAGCUCAACGGCACCAGUGGCUGUAUCAGUGACUGGACAAAAACACCAAAACAGUUUCUACACGAAUAUAUCGGCCGGUAUUAAAUCAGCCAUUGUCGCAAGCACUACCAUAGUUCUAACAGCUUUGAUAACGUUUAUGCUAAUAUUUGUCGUUUGUCGUUGGAAGCAGCGCGGGCUAAAGCAUCACGCAAGCCGAAAUAGCAAUAAUAGCAGUUUAAUAAAAACUUAUAAUGUUAUGAAAAGCAAAUUACCGGCUUUGAUCACUGGCACGACAACAACAACAACGACCACAUUGACAACAGCCGGUCAGAAUAGCAGUUCAACGACAAGAUGUACAGCCCGACAAAAUGAUAAUAAUCCAGUAGCAGUGAUAGCUACCAUUACCACAACAAGCAAUAGCGCGGUAAACAAUGGCAAGAAUAGCAAUUCGCAACAGUUACAGCGACAAAGUUCGUUAUUAUUUCAACGAAACGCCAAUAACAGUAAAAACUAUCAUCAGCAACAUCAGCCGCAGAACAAAACAACGAAACUCUCACGUUUAAGUGGGCAUAAACAGACGAACCUUAGAAACAAUGAGAAAUCAUCCUCGUCCUCGUUGUUAAGCAUUGGCGGUGGCUGUGGCGCUAGCACGGCCGCGGUUGGUGGCGGUUUAUUAGGUGUUAGCUGCAGUAAUUUAGGCUCCACCACCUCUUUGGCCUUUUCUUUAACUAGCAACUCAUCAACUAAGUUAAAUGCCAUGGAUACAAAUUCACCAGAAGUGCAAGAAUAUCUUUUCGAUACCUUAAGAAAUUCAUUUUAAAAUGAAUUUUGUUUUUAAAUUACUUUUAACAUAACUUGAACUUGAGAUUUAAG
This is a messenger RNA of Glossina fuscipes, 3555 nucleotides long. RefSeq names its product rho GTPase-activating protein gacF. The record is from RefSeq and is a predicted model, not a curated record. The coding region runs from base 281 to 3502 and encodes 1073 amino acids. Lineage: Eukaryota; Metazoa; Arthropoda; Insecta; Diptera; Glossinidae. The transcript is spliced from 3 exons.